This is a messenger RNA of Dendrobium catenatum, 2660 nucleotides long. Its product is annotated as protein ESKIMO 1. Bases 154 to 2481 code for a protein of 775 amino acids. The record is from RefSeq and is a predicted model, not a curated record. The transcript is spliced from 8 exons. Gene Ontology annotation, molecular function: O-acetyltransferase activity. Lineage: Eukaryota; Viridiplantae; Streptophyta; Magnoliopsida; Asparagales; Orchidaceae. Gene Ontology annotation, cellular component: Golgi apparatus.
ACCCCAUCUACAACACAAUUAUUUUUCUCUACUCCCACCAACUCCUCCAUAGCACAUUGCUGAGUGCUGACCUCCACCUCAAUUAAUUAUAUUCCCAGCCAUCGAUCACAUCAAGCUCCUCGCCCAUCAUCGGCGCUCAACCGCAAGCCCAAGAUGCUUUUCACCCGCCGGAAGUCGCCGCCGCUCUACAGGUCGUCGGAGCCCCUCGUCGCCAAGCAAGCUGCCCCCUUGUCCUCAAGCCGCAAGCACAGCAGUCUUCUCUCCAUAUUCGCCGUCGUCCUCUCCGCCCUACUCCUCGCUACUUUCAUCUACAACAUACAGCCCGCCAAGUCAACCCAAGACCUCCCCGUUGACCUUCCCACCCCAACCCAAGCUCACACAGCGAACACCAGCAUAAUUGCCAAGACGCCCGCGGCGGCGGAGGUGGUUGAGAAGAAUUUUGUGGGCGUGCCGGCGAGCUGCGACCUCUUCUCCGGCGAGUGGGUGUACGAUAACGUCACGCGGCCAUUUUACAGAGAAGAAGCGUGUGAGUUUCUCACCGCUCAGGUGACGUGCAUGCGCAACGGCCGCGCUGAUGAUAGUUACCAGAACUGGCGGUGGCAGCCUCGGGACUGCACUAUUCCCGAGUUCGACGCAAGGCUAAUGCUGGAGAAGCUGAGAGGAAAGCGGCUCAUGUUCGUUGGUGACUCGUUGAACCGGAAUCAGUGGGAAUCCAUGGUCUGCCUGGUUCAGUCCGUAAUCCCUCCGGGGAAGAAAACCCUAAUAAAAAAUGGUUCCUUCAACAUUUUUCGAGCUGAGGAUUAUGAUGCCACAGUAGAGUUCUAUUGGGCGCCAUUUCUUGUGGAGUCUAACUCAGAUGAUCCAACUAAGCACAGUAUUCUUGAACGGAUCAUCAUGCCGGAGUCCAUUGAAAAACAUGGCAAGAAUUGGUUAGGAGUGGACUUCCUCAUCUUCAACACCUAUAUUUGGUGGAUGAACACAAUCACCAUGAAAGUCUUGAGGGGGUCUUUUGAUGGGGGAUCGACGGAAUAUGAAGAGAUAGAUCGGCCGGUGGCGUAUGAGAGAGUGCUUAGAACUUGGGCAAAGUGGGUGGAUGAGAACGUGGAUCCCAAGCAGACCAUGGUGUUCUUCAUGAGCAUGUCUCCUCUCCACAUCAAGAGUGAGGACUGGGACAACCCCAAAGGCAUCAAGUGCGCACUGGAGACAAUGCCGGUGCUUAAUCGAAGACAGCCGCUAUUCGUGGGGACGGAUUGGCGGCUGUUCUAUGCGGCAGCGAAGACGAUCGGUUCUAUGCGGUCGGCGGUGGGCCUCGUCAACAUCACAGCCUUAUCGGAGCUUCGCAAGGACGCACACACCUCCGUCCACACAAUCCGACAAGGGAAGAUGCUAACGCCGAAGCAGCAGGCCGAACCAGCCCUCUACGCCGACUGCAUCCACUGGUGCUUACCGGGCCUCCCGGAUACGUGGAACCAUUUCCUCUAUGCUCGCAUUAUUUCUGGAAGCUUCUCGAAGAUCUCCACUCUUAAUGUGGAGCAGGUUCUAGGUUGUGAUGUUGGUAAUCUUGAGGAUGCUGUUAUUGUUUUGUCCUCUGAUGUCUUAUCGUUUGUACCACCUAUUCAUGACUUGGGAUCUCUAGAGUCGAUUUCUCCUGCCCCUUUGCAUAUUAAUUCGUUGAAUAGUUUGGUUUCUGUUGAUGAGGUUGGUGCCGCUGUGUCUUAUGUGAAAGUUACUGAGGAUGUUGUGGAUGGGGUCUUACCUUCUAUUCAGGACCCUCGGGCUUGUGCUAGUGUUGGUGGUCAUUUUGGUUGUGCUGUUAAUUCUUGUCUCGUGUUGUCUGAGGUGGGUAUUGUGUCUGCCUCGUGCUUUUUGUCUGGUAAAACUGUGCCUAGUGUGGCUGUGGAGAAUUCGGGUGAGUCUGGCAUCCCUAAUGUUUCUUCCCCUGGUAAUUUGGGUGGGGUUCACUUGGAUACACCUUCGGGUGUGGCUUUGGCUGCUCAUGUGGGUGCCAAUUUGGGGGGGAGUAUUAGGUUGAAACUUGAUUGGAUUCAAUGCUCAUCCAAUUCCUCUUCGGAGACUAGCGUGGAUGAUGAACUUGGGGUUGAUUUUACUUUGAGUGAGGACUGGGACAACCCCAAAGGCAUCAAGUGCGCACUGGAGACAAUGCCGGUGCUUAAUCGAAGACAGCCGCUACUCGUGGGGACGGAUUGGCGGCUAUUCUAUGCGGCAGCGAAGACGAUCGGUUCUAUGCGGUCGACGGUGGGCCUCGUCAACAUCACAGCCUUAUCGGAGCUUCGCAAGGACGCACACACCUCCGUCCACACAAUCCGACAAGGGAAGAUGCUAACGCCGAAGCAGCAGGCCGAACCAGCCCUCUACGCCGACUGCAUCCACUGGUGCUUACCGGGCCUCCCGGAUACGUGGAACCAUUUCCUCUAUGCUCGCAUUAUUUCUGGAAGCUUCUCGAAGAUCUCCACUCUUUAGAAGUAUUAUUGGUUCUCUGUAAUUUUUUGUUUUUGAUUUUUGCUUGGGCGAAUCCGACGGUGGAGAGGCUUCCGAUUUGAUCAGAUGGGUAAAGUUUUUGGACCUAAGCUAGAGCUCUAGUGGGGGUCAUCCGGACUUGAUCAAUAGUAUAUAGCUAGUUUUAUGAGAGAUUUAUGUGU